UCGGUGAGUAACAGCGCUACCUUGACACUAGGUCGCUGCUGCACGGUGUGUUGCAGGUUUUACACCAAAAACUGCGUGUAAAAGAAAAAAAAGCGUGUUUUCGGUGCUGGUGUCUCAGCUCCCGUCAUGUCCAGCAUCCAGCAGCUCCGGGUCCUGAUCAACCAGCGGCUGGUGGCAGCGGCGGAGGAGAUCUUCGAGGCGGUGAGGAAGACCAUCGCGGGCUACGAGGAGGAGCUGCUGCUCUCCCGCCAGGAGCUGCGGAGGCACCGCGGGACGCUGAAGAUCGAGUUCAAGCCCGAACUGCACCCCGACAGAGUGGCAGCAGACCAGCCUCAACUCGCUCUGUCAGUCUGGGACGAGGACUUUCCGUCCGAUCAGCAGCUGGAGUGGAGCUCCAGUCUGGACCAGGACCAGCAGGCAGCUCCUCAGGAGAAGCAGGAGGAGAACCAGGAGGAGAACCAGGAGGCGAACCAGGAGGAAAACCAGGAGGACAACCCGGAGGAGAACCAGGAGGAGCUGGAGGAGGACAGCACCAUCCGGUUCAUCUUCACACACCAGUCCAGCUCUCCCAGUGCCAAAGCCGAUGAAGGAAAACCUCUACCGAGCACCUCAGCCGAGCAGGACCAGGAGAAGACCGACGAUGAUGAUGAUGACGAUGAUGAUGAUGAUGCCGCCUCCAUCGGUUCCUCUACAGCCAACAGCGACGAGGACUGGAGGGCCAGCAUGGAUUCCCAGAGCGAAGACAGCGACAGCAAGAGGGACAAGACGAAGAAAAAGAAAGUUCCUCGCCUGCCGAUGGUGCCGAAGCAGCUCCUGAACAAACAGAACAAAUCCCGGAUCAGCUGUAAAGUGUGCAGUAAAGCCUUCCACGCCAUCGUCUCUCUGGUGAACCACAUGGAGGUUCACUCCAAGGACGUGUGUGGCGUCUGCGGCGAACGCUUUGACAACGACGAGAGCUUCAGGAUUCACCUCAAGACUCAUGUGAAAGCAGAAAUCUGCAGCUUGUGCGGGAAAUGUUUUGGUGGCUUGAGUUCUCUGGAGACGCACAUGAGGAUCCACACGGGGGAGAAACCGUUCAACUGCAGCGAGUGUGGGAAGUCCUUCAACUGUCGCCACAAUAUGAUGCGACACAUCCGGAUACACACCGGAGAGAGACCGUACACCUGCACCGUCUGCAGGAAGUCCUUCAACGACUACUCCACCUUGAAACGCCACCUGAUGGUUCACAUUCGCAAGAUCAACCAGAACCCAAACAAUACAGACGAAAAUGUUUUUUAUUUUUAUGUUUAUUUAAUUCAUUUUCCAUCAUACGAGCCCUUAAAACACAAAUAUCUACUAUUCUCUAUCAAUGCUUGUUUAAUUUUACUCAUUUUUAUUCAAAUAAAACAACUUUUAGGGGCCUGAAAAGCAAAAUUCUGCACAUUUCCUUUAUAAACUAGACUUUUGCAUUGCAGAGUCUAAUUUUACUUUGAUUUGAGAUGCAGACUUCCAUUGUAAGACUUCUAAAAUGUACAUUUUCAUGACUUUAGAUUUUAUUGUAUUGCUUUUGCUAAUUUAAAAUAAUUUUCUGCAAUAUUUUCUGUCUUCUGAGCCGUUAAAACUAAAAUAUCUGCUAUUUUCUGUCAGCGGUUGUCUAAGUAAUUUUGAUUCAAUUAAAACAACUUUUAGGGGCCGGAAGAGAAAAUUUUCUUAUUUACUUCAUUUUGUGUCAUACAAGCCCUUAACACCCCCCCCCCCCCAAAAAAAAAAACAACAACAAAAAAAAAAAAAACACUGCUUUUUUCCAUCAGCAGUUGUUUAAUUUUAAUCAUUUUUAUUCAAGUUAAACCACCUGUAGGCCCCUGAAGUGGAAUUUUUCCAGUUAUUUAGGUUUUUAAAAAGUAUUUUUACACUGCGGGAUAAUGUUUUUUGUUUAUUUUGUGAUGUACAUUUUCAUUUUUAAACCCCAAGAGCUUAAAAAACAGGCUUGGAUGAUUAUUUUUGAUAAAAUUUCUGCCAGUUUGGGUUUUGAAAUUGACAAAAUUGGGUAAAAAAGGCGUGAAGUAGUAUCGAUGAGAAAAAGACGGCGCUUCACGUUUGUUUUAUGUUGAUUUCAUGAAUUAGGAGAUGAUUUAAUCAACUUCAAAGCUCAAUAAAAGGUCGAUUUUUAUAAGUUUUUUUCUUCUUUCGCAUGUUUUUUCUCAAAACGAUUCCUGAGCCUCAAAUUAGGAACCUUUAGUCGUGGUUAUACUGUCGGUGCAGCUUUUUAUCAGAUAUUUUCCUGUUUUUUGACCCUGCAGAGAUUUAGAAGCAGCUCCAUCAUUUCAGUGUUUGAGGAAAACUUGGUGCAAACAUUUUUAGAUUUUUAUUUCCCCUCUGAUGUGACUUUUAUCAACGUUUUCAGCCUCAAUCGGUGUAAAAAUGCUCCUUUGUGUCGUGUCGUACCUUUGUUUUUUAAUUUUUUACCCACUUAAGCCAAGUUUCUAUUUUAAAAUCCGUUAAAAAGCUGUUUGCAGAGGAUUGUGGGAAGCUUGGACUCAGGACCGCGGCAGGGCUGCCCUCUGAGGCGCCGGUCGAAAAGGAAAAACCUGUAAAACACUAUUAUGUUUGUGUGUGUGUGUGUGUGUGUGUGUGUGUGUGUGUGUGUGUGUGUGUGUGUGUGUGUGUGUGUGUGUGUGUGUGUGUGUGUGUGUGUGUGUGUGUGUGUGUGUGUGUGUGUGUGUGUGUGUGCGUGCGUGCGUGAGUGAGAGAGUGCGACUUUCUUCAAACACCAACCUGAACAUUUUUCCUUUAUUUUUGUUUUGUUUUUGUUUUUUUAAAUUAUUGAUUGUACAGUUUAAGGCGACGUGUAUGAAGAGACUUUUUCACAAUAAAAAUAUUGAAUGUUGGAGUCUA
This is a messenger RNA of Amphiprion ocellaris (clown anemonefish), 2874 nucleotides long. Its product is annotated as zinc finger protein 80-like. Gene Ontology annotation, molecular function: RNA polymerase II cis-regulatory region sequence-specific DNA binding; DNA-binding transcription factor activity. The coding region runs from base 127 to 1404 and encodes 425 amino acids. The record is from RefSeq and is a predicted model, not a curated record. The transcript has 2 exons. Gene Ontology annotation, biological process: regulation of transcription by RNA polymerase II. NCBI's taxonomy places the organism in Eukaryota, Metazoa, Chordata, Actinopteri, Pomacentridae.